Molecule: messenger RNA, 1084 nt
Organism: Perognathus longimembris pacificus (Pacific pocket mouse)
Lineage: Eukaryota; Metazoa; Chordata; Mammalia; Rodentia; Heteromyidae
Gene: Tpmt
Product: thiopurine S-methyltransferase
Exons: 9
Coding region: 10-948 (312 amino acids)
Molecular function (GO): thiopurine S-methyltransferase activity
Source: RefSeq, a predicted model, not a curated record
GUACAGUGAAUGGCCUCUCUCACCUCUAGGCUUUUUAGCACUAGGUGGAGAGCAAGAGGCACCACAGUGGCUAUGAGAAGUUACUUAGACUCUGCCUCCUUGAAAUUCUACCCUCAUGCCUGUGCCUCAAAGAUUGCUGAGCAUGACCUAAAGUACCACCUUCCCAUCGCAAGAUACCACAAGGAUUGGAGACAGAAGUGUCCACAAACAAUGGGUGAUAUAAAAGCAUCACUUGAUAUUAAAGAGUUCCCUGAUUCUGAGGUAUGUCAGACCCGAGUGUUAACCCUGGAAGAAUGGCGAGACAAGUGGGUGACCGGUGACACUGCAUUUCAUCAAGAAAAAGGAAAUCAGCUAUUAAAGAAGCAUCUAGAGACUUUUCUUAACGACCAGAGUGGACUGAGGGUAUUUUUCCCUCUUUGUGGAAAAGCAGUGGAGAUGAAAUGGUUGGCAGACCGGGGCCACAGUGUGGUUGGUGUGGAAAUCAGUGAACUUGGGAUACGGGAAUUUUUUAAGGAGCAAAACCUUUCAUACUCAGAAGAACCAAUCACAGAAAUUCCUGGUGCCACGGUAUUUAAGAGUUCUUCAGGGAACAUUUCUUUGUACUGUUGCAGCAUUUUUGACCUUCCCAGGGCAAAUAUUAGCCAAUUUGACAGGAUUUGGGAUAGAGGAGCCUUAGUCGCCAUCAAUCCUGAUGAUCGCAAACGUUAUACAGAUGUAAUACUGUCUCUCUUGAGAAAAGAAUUCCGCUACCUCCUGGCAGUUUUGUCUUAUGAUCCAACAAAACAUGCAGGUCCACCAUUUUAUGUCACAGAUGCUGAAAUUAGAAGGUUGUUUGGGACAAGAUGCAAUAUUAAUUGCCUUGAGAAAGUUGAUGCUUUCGAAGAACGACAUAAACGUUGGGGAAUUGACUACUUUUUUGAGAAGUUAUAUCUACUGACAGAAAAGUAAAGAUCAUAUAGAUGGAAUCAGGUUAACAUCAAUAUGAUUUUUUUUCUUUGGGCAUUUAAAAAUGAUGCUAUAAUGAAUAUAAUGAAUCUUCAAUAUUUUUCUCAUAAAUCAUUGCUCAAAAAACACACAAAACGGG